Molecule: messenger RNA, 1485 nt
Organism: Zasmidium cellare ATCC 36951
Lineage: Eukaryota; Fungi; Ascomycota; Dothideomycetes; Mycosphaerellales; Mycosphaerellaceae
Exons: 3
Coding region: 1-1485 (494 amino acids)
Cellular component (GO): mitochondrion
Molecular function (GO): proline dehydrogenase activity; FAD binding
Source: RefSeq, a predicted model, not a curated record
AUGGACAUCGAGCACAAGCGAGACAAAGUCCUGGACGCACGCCAGAACUGGAUCCUGGCAAGCACGAGUCUCAGGCAGAGAGCUGCUGCAUUCGCAGUCGGUGGUGGACUUGUGACGGCAGCAGUGCUCAUUACUCGGCAGAAUGACUCCCCUACAGAAGAUCAGGACCCGAGAGACUUGGCGAGGGUGUCGAACGUGCCAAUGAGUAAACUCGUCUCUGGCUGGAUUGCGUUCGCCUUCUGUUCCUCACCAACAUGGGUCGACAUUAGCGAGCCAAUGUAUGGAGUUGUCUCAAAAAUCCCGCUGGUCUCGUAUAUCGCUCAUGUCUUCAUUCGAUAUACAUUUGUCAAUCAGUUUCUGGGCGGCGAAGACGUUGACCAAUGCAUUCCCAGAAUGAGAGAUCUGCGAGAGCACGAAGUGGGCACUUUGCUCGGAUACAACAUUGAAGCCAAGCUGGACGGCUCGAGCAAAGAUCCUGAGCUGGUCUUGGAGCAGACACGCUGCGUCUUGGAGUCUAUUGACGCUCAAGGCAAAAUGGCUCGCCAAUGCCAGACUGACAGCACGGGAUCUGUCUCAAGCGAUAUUGGUACGCGUUGUUGGGGAAGAAUCAAGCUUACCGGCCUUCUCACGCAUCCAAUUGCACUUCAACACGCUUCAGAUGCCAUCUUGCAGGGCAGAAGAGAGAAAGGCCUGGACAGAGACGUGCCAUAUCCCGGUCUACCACACGAUGGCGACUGGGACGCCGCUAUCAACGGGCAAGGCGUCACUGAAUCGGAUCGUGAGCAACUCCUAACUCUCCGUGCCACCAUGGAAGCCAUCUCCAGCAAAGCCCGAGACAAUAAAGUGCGAAUCGUCAUUGAUGCAGAGCAAUCUUGGUACCAACCAGCCAUCGACGCACUGACAGACGAGCUGAUGCAGACCUACAACUCGACCACGAAUGGUCCAGCUACGAUCAUCACCUCUUUCCAAGCAUAUCUCCGUCGCCAUCCUCAGCUCAUUGAACAACAGAUCCGGCGAGCAGACGAGAAAGGCUACCGCUUGCUCUUUAAACAGGUCAGAGGCGCAUACAUUGCGACCGAGAGAAGUCGAAGCGAGAAGGUUGGUUUAGAGAACCCGGUUUGGCCCUCGAAAGCCGAGACUGAUGCGAGCUUCAAUGGUGGUAUGGAAACGGCACUCUCAGCUGUGGCGGAGCAGAUUGAGGCAACUGGAUCAUCAAACAUCAGUGCUGUGUUCGCUACACACAAUUCACAAAGCAUUGGCGAGGGUAUCGAUGCACUCAAACAAAAGGGGUUGAUUCAAGGAACAGACCUUGACGGACGAUUGAAACUUUCCAAGGAAGCCGCUGGAAGUGUCGCCUUUGCUCAGCUCUACGGAAUGAAAGACGAUCUGACCAACAAGAUCACUGGAACAAUAACUAGUGACGACGGCAUGCCGCUCGUUGUGAAGGUGAGUCGUUGCAAGAAUCAUUUCACAGCGCACGGCUAG